UUCCGGUCAGCGUCGCCAUCUGCUUUCUCGUCCUUCUCCAAUCUCCGUGUUGUUGUUCCCGGUGACGCGGCGGAGGUGUAGCCUGACGCGGGCUCUUACGUGUCGGCCAGAAUAAAAGUGGAGCUCCGGAGGCCUGGGAGUGACGAAGGGAGACUGUAUCGGUUACAACAUCAGGUUAGCCAAUGAAGAUGGAGUCAGCAGCAGAGGUUCAGCAGGGGGCAGAGACUGCUGUGACUGAGACGGAGAACCAGCACAUCACCCCGGCACAGAUUGCUACUUUGGCGCAGGUGUCCAUGACAGCAGGACAUGCUUCAGCAACAGGUCCCACAGUAACACUGGUACAGCUGCCCAACGGACAGACGGUUCAGGUCCACGGUGUGAUCCAGGCUGCGCAGCCAUCUGUAAUCCAGUCCCCACAGGUCCAAGCCGUACAGAUCUCCACCAUAGCAGAAAGCGAGGAUUCGCAGGAGUCUGUAGACAGCGUGACCGACUCUCAGAAGCGCAGAGAGAUUCUGUCACGGCGCCCCUCAUACAGGAAACUUUCAUUUAUCCCUCAAAUAGUUGCAAUCACACAGGGUGGAGCCAUUCAGUUGGCCAAUAAUGGUACAGAUGGAGUACAGGGCCUUCAGACUCUGACUAUGACCAAUGCAGCAGCAGCCCAGCCUGGUGCCACCAUACUGCAGUAUGCACAGACCAGUGACGGCCAGCAGAUACUGGUUCCCAGCAACCAGGUGGUGGUCCAAGCUGCCUCAGGUGACGUUCAGGCCUAUCAGAUCCGAGCAGCCCCUGCCAGCACCAUUGCUCCCGGGGUAGUCAUGGCCUCGUCCCCUGCUCUUCCGACCCAGGGCGCCACUGAGGAGGUCACCAGAAAACGCGAGGUCCGCCUCAUGAAGAACAGAGAGGCGGCCCGUGAAUGUCGCAGGAAGAAGAAGGAAUAUGUUAAAUGUCUGGAGAACCGAGUGGCCGUUCUGGAGAACCAAAACAAGACACUAAUUGAAGAACUUAAAGCCCUUAAAGACCUUUACUGCCAUAAAUCAGAAUAGUUGCACUCCUGAACACCACACUGGGCCAAGUAGCAUUUCAAUACCUUUCAAAUGCUUUGACUGUUUCUGUCUACCUGGACUUCCGGUUUGCCCUUGCCUGGUCUUUAUCCCCACCCCCACAAAAUGGCUCUAUCCAGAAGACUGUUAUUACAAUAAAUUUAAAAAACAAAA
Molecule: messenger RNA, 1214 nt
Organism: Neolamprologus brichardi
Lineage: Eukaryota; Metazoa; Chordata; Actinopteri; Cichliformes; Cichlidae
Source: RefSeq, a predicted model, not a curated record